AUGCUUGAGGCUCCGCAUUAUCGCCCAAAGCUCUACUUUACUUGCAAUGGCCCUUGUCCUGAGUUGGCAGGCCAGGAAGAACCAUUCCCGGACCCAGACAACCAAUCUAAAAUGAAGAGGAGCUGCGAGAAUGCAGAGCAUGUUGGUCUCUUCACGCCUAAUGCCGGCCAGCACUAUCGCGACGAGCAGCGGCGCAGACGAUCUCAGUAUGACCGUGGAACUAGGCUAGCCGCCCUCGAGGAAUACGACUACGAAGCUGCAAUUCAAAAUAUGUACACCAUUACACCACAUUGA
This is a messenger RNA of Metarhizium acridum CQMa 102, 294 nucleotides long. RefSeq lists its product as uncharacterized. NCBI's taxonomy places the organism in Eukaryota, Fungi, Ascomycota, Sordariomycetes, Hypocreales, Clavicipitaceae. The record is from RefSeq and is a predicted model, not a curated record.